UCACAGUGACGGGAAAGGGAGGAGGGAGGGAGGAAGUAGAGGCCAGUAGCUCAGGGAGACAGCAGCUGGAGCUGCAAUAGCCACAGCAUCAGCAUUAGCCCCCGCCUCCUCCUCCCGCUCCUCAUACUCCCUGUCCUCCUCCUCCUCCUCCCACUCCUGUUCUUCUUGUCCCCCUCAUCUCUCCUCUUCUCUCCUCUCUUCACCCUUCGCUGGCCCCGCGACCCGGAAAGAUGGCAGCCGAGGGGCUGCACGAGAACGAGACCCUGGCAUCUCUGAAGAGCGAGGCCGAGAGCCUGAAGAGCAAAUUGGAGGAGGAGCGGGCCAAGCUGCACGAUGUGGAACUGCAUCAGGUAGCUGAACGGGUGGAGGCUCUGGGUCAAUUUGUAAUGAAGACAAGAAGAACACUCAAGGGCCAUGGGAACAAAGUCCUCUGCAUGGACUGGUGUAAAGACAAAAGGAGGAUUGUGAGCUCUUCUCAGGAUGGGAAGGUGAUAGUAUGGGAUUCCUUCACAACUAAUAAGGAACAUGCAGUGACUAUGCCCUGUACCUGGGUGAUGGCAUGUGCCUAUGCCCCAUCAGGAUGUGCCAUUGCCUGUGGUGGCUUGGACAAUAAGUGUUCUGUGUAUCCCCUGACUUUUGACAAAAAUGAAAAUAUGGCCGCCAAAAAGAAGUCUGUUGCAAUGCAUACCAACUACCUUUCAGCCUGCAGUUUCACCAACUCGGAUAUGCAGAUCUUGACUGCAAGUGGGGAUGGGACCUGUGCCCUAUGGGAUGUGGAGAGUGGGCAGCUUCUCCAGAGCUUUCACGGACAUGGAGCCGAUGUUCUUUGCCUGGAUUUGGCACCUUCAGAAACAGGAAACACCUUUGUGUCUGGGGGAUGUGACAAAAAAGCCAUGGUUUGGGACAUGCGCUCUGGCCAAUGCAUCCAGUCAUUUGAAACACAUGAAUCUGAUAUCAACAGUGUCAGAUAUUAUCCCAGUGGAGAUGCCUUUGCUUCUGGUUCAGAUGAUGCUACGUGUCGCUUGUAUGACCUCCGUGCUGACAGGGAGGUGGCAAUUUACUCCAAAGAUAUUAUAUUUGGAGCAUCCAGUGUGGAUUUCUCACUCAGUGGUCGCUUGCUGUUUGCUGGUUACAAUGAUUAUACCAUCAAUGUCUGGGAUGUAUUGAAAGGAUCGAGAGUAUCCAUCCUAUUUGGACAUGAAAAUAGAGUUAGUACCUUACGUGUUUCACCUGAUGGAACUGCUUUCUGCUCAGGAUCAUGGGAUCAUACCCUGAGAGUCUGGGCUUAAUCUGUAAUACGUCUCCUAACAAUGCAAGCUAACAUAUUGGAUGAGCUAUGGAAUCUAAUUUGAAAUACUCACCUGCAAUUUCAUAUGAUGAGGAAACACUUUGGUAGUUGAAACCCAUCAAAUGUCUCUGUAUAUCAUCUAAUAUUAAUAUUUAAAAUCUGUCUACUAGAGAUUAUAAGCCUAUACUGCUUUGAUAGUA
Messenger RNA from Phascolarctos cinereus (koala), 1488 nucleotides. It is a transcript of the gene GNB5, whose product is annotated as G protein subunit beta 5. Gene Ontology annotation, molecular function: protein binding. The record is from RefSeq and is a predicted model, not a curated record. Gene Ontology annotation, biological process: signal transduction. NCBI's taxonomy places the organism in Eukaryota, Metazoa, Chordata, Mammalia, Diprotodontia, Phascolarctidae.